AUGUGUACCAAUAAUGGAAGCAACCUCAGUGCAGAAGGUCGGUUGAUCAGAGACCUGAUUGACACGGGCUACGACCCUAGAGAGAGACCGUUACGUAACAAUCGCGAUAUAGUCUAUGUUGAUGUGCUAUUCGUCUUGUUCGCUUUGUUUGAGCUGAAUGACCGUCGGCAAGUUGUCAGUGGUUCGGCUUGGGUAGAAUUGAUGUGGAAGGAUCCACGCCUUUCAUGGAAUGAGACCGAGUAUGACGGGAUUCAGUAUCUUAACCUCGACCCGGAAACUAUCUGGAUGCCACGGGUCAUCAUGCAGAAUUCUGCCAUGGAAUCGUUGGAAGACCCGUUUGCCAUGCAUCACAGCUACGCCAUCAUCUUCUCUGACGGGUACAUCCGGGUCACCGUACCAGCUCGUUUCGUCACCUUCUGUCUCACCAACGUGGUCAACUUCCCCUUCGACAACCAGACCUGCACGGUGACCGUCAGCAGCCCGAGCAUGCCCGGUGCUUCGUUCACGCCGCGGAACCUGGCGUCGAAGAUGGGCGACGUUCCGAGCAACCAGUGGGAAGUGGGACUAGGCGACGUCUAUGAGACAGUCCACAUGGAUCCCCGAAUCAACAUGAACUACUCCAAGAUUCACUUUGAGAUCACGCUGACACGGAAGUCGUAUUACUUCGUCAUUAACCUCAUGUUGCCGUCGUCCCUGAUCAAUGCAAUGUCGCUAGUUGCGUUCUGGGUUCCCCUGGACUCGGGGGAAAAACUCUCGACAGCAGUGUCGCUUCUCCUCGGCGUGGUCGUCUUCCAGAUUGUCGUCACAGACAUGCUUCCUGUCAGUGAUGGCGACAUGCCCUUGCUCGCCCGCUACAUUUUCGUCAACUUUCUUGUGUCAUGCGGAUGCCUCCUCAGUUGCAUAAUAAACUUCAACAUCUACAAAAGCGCGCGAAAGAUACGCGGCCGUUUCUGGCGCGCUUUCUGGUUUGGUUUCCUGGCAAAGAUCGUCUGCGUACGAAACGACUUCGGCAAAAAAGAAAAAGAAACUGUUGCGAAUAGUCAACCAAAACCUGGGGAAAUCGGCUCCGGGCAAUUGAUUUGGCGAUACAGACAUGGGAGGCAAACACCAAACGGUAGUAUCCAUAGCAACCGGUCCAGCCCUCCUCCAAGUAGACCAUCAUCCAUUGAUGGAGACAGGCAUCCCUCUUCAAACGGCAUUUCAUCAGGCGCAGGAAAGGAACAAGAAAAGGAUAAAGUAAAGGAGGAAAGGACGGAAAUGGAGGUCAUUGCCGAGAUCGUCAACCGCCUCAUCUUCAUCAUGUUCUUCAUCCUGUAUUUAAGUUUUCUUAUAUAUUGGUUUGUGAUGCAGAAUUUCCCCUCGUCGCCUAUUUGGACUUGA
Strongylocentrotus purpuratus (purple sea urchin) is the source of this 1380-nucleotide messenger RNA. RefSeq names its product acetylcholine receptor subunit beta-type unc-29-like. NCBI's taxonomy places the organism in Eukaryota, Metazoa, Echinodermata, Echinoidea, Camarodonta, Strongylocentrotidae. The coding region runs from base 1 to 1380 and encodes 459 amino acids. Gene Ontology annotation, cellular component: neuron projection; synapse; membrane. The record is from RefSeq and is a predicted model, not a curated record. Gene Ontology annotation, molecular function: neurotransmitter receptor activity; extracellular ligand-gated monoatomic ion channel activity; transmembrane signaling receptor activity. The transcript is spliced from 6 exons. Gene Ontology annotation, biological process: chemical synaptic transmission; signal transduction; regulation of membrane potential.